AUGGCGACGGCGACCGCAGAGGCCGACUCCAAAGAGUCCUCUGCUCAUCCUCAACCUCAACCUCAACCUCAACCUCAACCGCAGGCCCAGUCACAAUCCCAGAACCCCGAUCCAAAGCCAUCCUCCUCUUACGGUUAUCUGUUCGGCCCAGACAAGGCUCCAACACUGAUUCUCGAUGCUCUCCUUCGCGCCAUCGCCCUACACAUUAUUCGCGAUGUUGGCGAUAGACAUGUUCAAGCCUUGACCCCUCAAAAGCUGGCUGCCUUCUACAAGGCCGUUGGUGGUAACUAUGACUCCCUAUUUGUCGAUAUGCCAUUUCCCGCCAUAUCCUACAUUUGGCAGGUUACCGGCUGCCAGCACUCCAUGCAGCCCUCCGACAACGAUUUCGACGCGCCCUCCGUUCCGGCCUUGACUCUUCGCGGUUUUGUUCGAUGGGAGUCGAUCGAGAUACUGCUGAGCCCCGAGGAACAUGUACCUUUCAUCCAACAGGCCGUCAAGAGCUGGAACCUGAAGCAUCCCGAGACGGGCGAACCUUUUCCCCCAGACCUACCCGCCGAUGCUCUGCCCAGCGAGCCAGACGCCGGAAUCGAGAAAUGGCACAAGAAGUGCGCUGAGAAACUGAGGAAGGCCGCAGUGCCAGACGAGGAGCCGGCAUCACCAAAGACUGCCCCUAGUCGACCAGCAGAAAGAGACGAGCCGAGAGUGAAGGCAGCAUACGUGCACGUCCGGAAUCCCUACCCUCCGAAGGGAUCACCGAAACCCUCACCUCCGCCUCGUGGUCCUCAAGCAGACUACUUUGUUCCGCCAGGCCGGCCACCAGUUGCUUACAGCCAUGUUCCUGGGGGUCACUCCGCGAAUCGGUACCCCCCGUCUCGCCUCAAUAUUCCCCAGAGGACCCCGGACCAAGAUCGAUUCCGAGGACAAAACUCUCCUGACGACCGUCGACGCCGUAGCUUUUCUGACUACCCAUCCCCUCCACAGGAUCCACUGCACGCCAACGCCGAGCACCUGCAUCCCAAUCGACCACCCAUGCAACCUCGCCGACACAGCCAACCUCGACACUAUUCUUCGUCCUCAACGUCUGACUCUGAGGACGCGGGGAGUCCACGAUCCAAACGCCGGCCUCAUACACAUCAUUCAAACGAGCCCCCGCCACCUGGCUUCCGUCGCAUGGGUGCUCCCUCGGUACCCCAGCCGCCACCAGUCACUCGUGUACAUCGUGCGGAGCUGAGACCAGAAGACGCAAGGCGUCGUAGUAUACCAGUGGUAGAUGGCAUCCGGGAGAAAAUUAGUGAGAAAGUGGCGUCUAUCCUUCCUACUGGUCGAUCGCCAGAAAGACAUCGAAGCACCUCCGGUCGCCGAAGCGAUCCGCCAUCUCGCCGUAGCCGAGAGCACUUGCCUUCUUCUAAGCUCAACCGCAGUUGGCCUGACAUAGCGUCGGAAGACUCGGAGGCUUCGGACUCAGAAGAAGACCGCCGCCGCCGAUUCAAAGCCCGAGAACGUAAAGAACUGGAGGAAAGAGAGCAACGAGAGAGGGAGAGAGCCAGAGAGAGAGAUCGCGGUCGAGACCGAGAUCGUAGACGCGAAAGAGAAAGAGAGAGAGACCGUGAAAGGGUCCCGGAACGCGAGCGUGACCGCGUCGUGAACUGGGAGAGAGAAGAAGAUAUGGAGGCUCGUAAGCGAAGAGAACGACCGGUCGUACGGCCCGAAGCGACACGCCGAACGAGUAGUCAUGCCGACGUGGAUCGCAUGCGAGGAAGGCCCGAGCCCCCAUGGGACCCUCGGGAUCCCCGCGAUCGGGAACUGAGAGACGAUAGAGAUAGAAAGCGGUGGAGAGAACGCGGGGAAAGCCCGGUCAUCUCUGGCGUCGGGGGACGACAAUACCCAGCUCCGCCGAUUCGGAACUAA
Messenger RNA from Colletotrichum phormii, 1908 nucleotides. RefSeq lists its product as uncharacterized. The record is from RefSeq and is a predicted model, not a curated record. The transcript has 3 exons. The coding region runs from base 1 to 1908 and encodes 635 amino acids. Lineage: Eukaryota; Fungi; Ascomycota; Sordariomycetes; Glomerellales; Glomerellaceae.